GGUAGAAAGAAAAGCUUUUAUUCGCGAUACGUAUCUGUGGAUGUAAUCUUUCCAACAAUAGUUGUUUGAUCCAUUUGUAUACAUUUGCUCAGUUUAUUGUUUUAUCUCAUCUCUAUAUCUCUUGGUAGUCUACAUUCCAGUGGAUUUUAUGCAUUGAAUCGAUUAGAUACAGACAGACAGCUUAUAUAUAAUGGCUCGUAUUUCAAAACCUACGCGUAUCUGUUUGAUUUUGUCAGCAGUCGCAUUGCUUUUCUUAGCCUUAUUAUGCGUAAUUGGGAUAUUUACAUUCAACUACUUAUUUACUUAUAUGAUUUCAAAGAAACUUGCUAUUAUACCCGGUAAUGAAGUUUAUGACAACUGGUUAUCACCAAGUGUGCCUGUGUAUUUUUCAGUAUACCUUUAUAAUCUGACUAAUCCUGAAGAAGUCCUCAAUGGAGAUCGGCCGAAGUUUUCAGAAGUUGGACCUUAUGUUUAUCGCGAGGAUCGACAACGAAUUAAAGUAAAUUUCUCUGAGGAAUCUCCUCCCAAACAAGUGGAAUUUCGACAUAGGAUUUUCUACUAUUUUGAGCCUGAACUUUCUGUCGGCCCUGAUGAUGAAGGACUCAUAACAAGUCUUGAUUUAGUGACAGUAGGUGCAAACGCUCUUCCAAGUGCCUACAAGUCUAUUUCAAUUUUCUACACAUUUACACCAUUUGUGACACGGUCGCCUCGUGAAAUCAUGUGGGGUUAUGAAGACUCAUUCCUAAAAUUUUGUACUAGUAUAAACUUUUGUGAAAGCAGUCUAGGUGGUAUGAUGGCCCAGAAAAAUGGUACAAAGUUUUUUGAUUUAGUUGUCGACACCGGUGUCGAUGAUAUAUCAAACGUUGGAAAAGUAUUAAAAUACAACGGGUUAACAGAGUUGGAUUAUUGGCGUACGACUCAUGCUAAUAUGAUAAAUGGUACAGAUGGUAGUACUAUAGCACCAGGAUUGAACAUGUCUUCUCGAAUAUACUUCUUCGUUCCUGACUUUUGUAGAUCUUUUUACUCAGACGCUGCCGGUUGGGCUACUGCAAAGCACGACAGUAGUGUACAUUUAAUUAGAUUUUCCUCUCCACGUGAACAGUCGCUAAAUGCAACACUAAAUCCUUUGAAUAAAGCAUUUUGUCCAAAGGUAAAGGCUGGUCCAGACUGUCCUCCAACUGGAAUGAUCCCCCUAUCACCGUGUUCUAACCCAAAGAUUGCGGUCCCGAUAUUUGCCUCUCAGCCACACUUUUUAGGAGCAGAUCCACACAUUCGUGAGGCUAUGGAUGGAAUAAGAAAACCGAAUGAAUCACUCGACUCUACUGUAUUACUUAUUGAACCGACUACUGGAUUCAUUUUGGAAGCCUACAAAAAGGUCCAGAUUAAUGUUUAUGUCGAAAAUGAUGGUGAUUUAGGUGAAGUCUACAGAAGCAUGAGAGGACCAUACUUUUUCCCUUUAGCCUGGUUCACUGAGUAUGCAGUAGCUGAUGAAAAGGCACUGAAAAAAAUAUCGAAUUAUAUUCUUAAACCAAAGAAAGUAAUACCUAUUGUUUUGGCGACUGUUGCUUCGUUGGCGCUUGUGUCAGCUAUUAUCUUGAUUGUUGUUCUCCUCACACGUUAUGAUCGAAAGAAGACUGACACCUCUUCUGUUCAUGCUCAAAGUGGGUCUGGAUUCUUGCCAGCCAGCACUACAUACCAUGAUAAAACAGGUGAUAGCCCGUUUGAUCAGUGGACAAUUAAACCCUCACCAGAACAUGAUGCUAAUCAGGACAAUGUAAUCGACUGCCUAGAGUUUUCUCCUAACAAAAUACCGUCUACACUAUUCAAACCCGUUACCGAAUCAAGACCUUUGCUCAAGCCUUCUGAUUCGGCUGGAAAAGCCGUUGCCUAGGUAUCUUAUCACACCGCUGCCACUAUUCUGCCUCUUAGUAUUCAGUCAUGCCUAAAUGCUGCUCACUUUUUAAUGAAAUCGAAUGAAAUACUUUUUUUAUGCAACAGUAAAAUAAUAAAGUGUAACUGUGAAAUACAAUUUCUUUUCGUAGUGCUUCCUUCUCAUAACCUGAUAAUCCCAGUGCUCCCUGAUACAUUUUCCACAAGUUGUGCUCAUUGUUACCACUACUGAAUAGAGAUAUACACACUUCACACAUCAUUCUACCUAGAAAUCAUUUUAUUAAUGAAUACAAUUCUUUUUUGUAUACGAAUUGCAAUCAAUCUGUCUCCUGAUUUUCGGUGGAAAAAAGAAACACAUCUAAACUUUCGGUUACUAGUUCACAGUUUCUUUUUAUUCGGUGCUUCUUGUUCCUUUGUAUAUUUUCAUUCUUAUAUACGUGAAAAAUCCAACACAGAAGAGAAUAUAUGUGUGUUUUGUUCUUUCUUAAACGUUUUGACCGUUUCACUUUGGAAUGAAAUUUAAGGCUGUCUUCAGAUAUCUUCUGUUUAAACACUUACGCAUUCCUAUCUUCCUGUUAUUUUGACUAGUCACCAGUGUUCUUUUGUUUUCCCCUUUUCUUUCAAGUCUUCGUUUGUUUUGUUUUUUUUACUUUUUCCAUUAUGUCUUUUAAAAGUAUUACGAUGAUUCUUUCAGAAAUAUAAGAAAUUGAGUCGUUCGUUUGUGGAUCAAGUACUUAGAUAAUAUAUUUUUGUUACACUGUUCAUAUUUUGCAUCUAAUGUGUAUUUUCAUUGUGCUUAGCCUCCGCUCUGCCUUCUGCCUAUCAAUGCUUUCUAUCAAUACUGCCUUCAAAAUAUGUAUUAUUCAUCACUUUAACCCAUCUGGCCUUUGUAAUUUUGUGAGAAAAUCAGUUUUUUUUAUUAUUAUUGAUAUUUGAUAUGUAAUAAACAUAAAUCUUAGUGUUGAUUACAUUAACUUUGUUGUUUUUUUUUCUGGUGUUUUUAAUGGGUGCAUUAUAAUUUCCGGGUGAUUGCGAAUAUAAAGUUUUUUUUUUCUUUUAACUAAGUCCAUAGCUGGUUGGUGAAGUAUGAUAUAGUUUCCUGGUGUUUCAUAAAGUAAGCGUCAUCUUGUUUGCUGUGAUUUUCUUUUCUUAAACAAUAAUGACACUGCUUAAUCUGAUAUAUCAUUCAUUAUGUCUAUGCUGUUUCAGUUUGUUCAGUAAACCGUCUAACAUAAAUCGCUUACUUUUGUUGCAUAGUCAUGAAUAUCACUCUGUGGAUUUAACCGUUUAAAUUAGUGCUGUUUAAAUAACAGUAUUAUACAUUGUUCAGGAGUAACCGAUUGCAUUUUAUGGGAAACCAACUCACAAG
Molecule: messenger RNA, 3259 nt
Organism: Trichobilharzia regenti
Lineage: Eukaryota; Metazoa; Platyhelminthes; Trematoda; Strigeidida; Schistosomatidae
Source: the annotation of a GenBank genome assembly